This is a messenger RNA of Aspergillus tanneri, 1602 nucleotides long. RefSeq names its product peptide transporter ptr2 (gene PTR2). Gene Ontology annotation, cellular component: plasma membrane; fungal-type vacuole. Gene Ontology annotation, biological process: transmembrane transport. The record is from RefSeq and is a predicted model, not a curated record. The transcript is spliced from 7 exons. Gene Ontology annotation, molecular function: dipeptide transmembrane transporter activity; tripeptide transmembrane transporter activity. The coding region runs from base 1 to 1602 and encodes 533 amino acids. Lineage: Eukaryota; Fungi; Ascomycota; Eurotiomycetes; Eurotiales; Aspergillaceae.
AUGACCGCGACAGACGACUCGACAGAGAAGUCGGAGACAACGACUCUACAGGCAGCAGAUGUUUCUGCAACGGACCUCGAUCCUGACCUACCUCGUGUUCUGGCGAAGGUCCCAGGAACUGUAUGGGUGGUAGCUUUCAUUGCCGCAGCAGAGCGAUUCACAUACUGGGGCAUCACAACUCCCUGGCAGAACUACAUGCAAAACCCCUCUGGACAUAAGAGUUUACCGGGGGCAUUAGGCCUGGGUGAAGCGAAGGCAUCCACAAUAUACAAUGUCUUCAUGUUUUUCUCCUAUUUAACACCAAUUCCUUUCGCGAUUAUCUCGGACGUCUAUCUUGGUCGUUAUCGGACAUUGCGCCUAAGUUUGAUCUUCUACUUAAUCGGGUGCGUAAUUUUAAUUGCUACCUCGGUGAGCUCCGCCACAGAGUAUAGGGUCACUUUUGGCGGGUUAAUUGCAGCCAUGGUUCUCAUUGGAUUGGCGGUAGGGGGCGUGAGGGCGACGGUGACACCUCUCAUGAUGGACCAGUAUGCACCGACCGAAGUUAAGGUGACAACGUUACCCAACGGCAAGCAGGUUGUAUAUGAUCGUGGUCUAACAACGCAGUACAUAUACAACGCACAAUACUGGCUCGUCAAUAUUGCAAGUCUAUCAGCGAUCCCGACAACAUUUAUAGAGAAGAACGUUUCCUUCUGGGCAGCCUAUCUUCUCCCCAGCUGCUUUCUUGCCGCUGGACUUGUCUUUCUUAUUCUAGGACAGAAGCGGUUUCGCAAACUUCCACCAACCGGUAAUAUUCUACCGAAGGCAGGAAGUGUGCUCUCCUGUGCCAUCCGUGGCCGCUUCCAGCUAGAUGCUGCCAUGCCAUCUUACCAACGGGAGCAUUUCGCCAAGGACGUUUCAUGGGACGAAACCUUUGUGAAUGAGAUCCGGCGCGGACUAGUGGCUUGUCGAGUCAUACUAGGGUUCAUUCUAUUCUUCACCUGCCUCAGCCAGGCAUCCAAUAAUCUGAUUUCUCAAGCAGGGCAAAUGAAAACCUAUGGAAUCCCGAACGACACUAUCACCGCGAUGAAUCCUAUAUUCUGCGUCAUAAUGGGUCCAGUUAUCCAAAAAGGGUUAUACCCCUUGCUGAACAAGAAAAACGUAAAGUUUCAGUCAAUCACACGCAUGGCAAUGGGAUUCAUUACGAUGAGCGCAUCAAUGGCAUUUGCUGCUGGGGUUCAGAAGAUUAUCUACAACACUGGCCCCUGUUAUGACCGGCCUCUUGCGUGCCCUGGGGCUGAGGGUGGUCGGAUCCCAAACCAGGUCAACGUGUUUCUUCAGACUCCAACAUAUAUCAUCCUUGCCGUCGCAGAAAUUUUCUCCUUUGUGACCCUGUCGGAAUACACCUAUACGAAGGCCCCGACUGACAUGAAAGCUGUGGUCCAAGCGCUCGGUCAACUAGGUGCGGCGGCAGGGUCGGCGAUUGGUAUCGCGAUCACUCCGUUAGCUCACGAUCCCAGCCUGAUAUGGAUGUAUACCGGGCUAGCGGUAGCUAUGUUCCUUGUGGCGGUUGUUUUCUGGAUUCUGUUCAAGAAAUACAAUGCAAUUGAUCGGGAGGAUAAAUGA